Cuscuta campestris is the source of this 2171-nucleotide messenger RNA. The record is from the annotation of a GenBank genome assembly. Lineage: Eukaryota; Viridiplantae; Streptophyta; Magnoliopsida; Solanales; Convolvulaceae.
GCCCCAUUGCCACUUCUUUAUUUUAAUUUCUCCAUUGACCUUUAUAUAUUAGUACAAAACCCAUUCUCUAUAUCCAACUACACCCUUCUCCCUUUCUCUCUUCAUCUUUCAUUCCUUUUAUAGUUUUUAUUUGUACAAUCUUUAUACAUUUAGAUUGGUGCAAAAACAAAAAGAAGAAAAGGUAUAACCAUAUUGCCAUUGGCGGCUUGGCGCAGCCCUCUGUGCGCCAAACCCGCCUUUAGCAGACAGCUAGUGUACCUUUCGCGGUUGAUGUCCGUUGUUGCACCGGUGGCAGUGGCAAUGACUGGGGUUUUAGGGCGGAGCAAAUCGGUUAUAGCAAUCACGGGGAGAAUCGUUAACGACAUCCUUAGCUUUGUCGUUUUCUCCCUCUUGGACGUGCUAGAUUUUGUCCUCUGUUACGCUUUUAAGGUCCUCGAUUUCGCGAUAGAGGCGGAAUGGAGGUCGUGUUACUGCUGGUAUGCCAAAGAAGGCAGUACCAGCAAGGGCACAAUCUUGGUCUCCGAGCAAGGGGAGUCCAAGAUUCUUCGCCUCACUUCUUCCAGCAAGCUUCAGCUGGAAGAAGUUUCGGACACCUUGUUCAACCGACCUUCGUAUCUCGCCGAAAUUUCGAAAUCAACGGUGAAUGAGCUUAAGAUGAGGCGCAAAGUGGAGAAUAAGGUUCACCAACAAUCCUGUGAUCAUCAUCAUCCUCAUCAUCAUCAUCAAAUCAAGGAGGGGAGAUCAACAUUCACAAUCAGCUCCACCAUUGCUGAGAUUCUUCAAGGUAGGAUUGGAGGUCGGCAGCAGCCGCAUUGUCCCGCCCCGAGAUGGUCCGAUUGCGAUUGCAAGACUUGCCAUUCUUGGGCAUCUUCUUGCAAGGACACAUUGUACGUCAAAGUAGAUGGUGCCAAAGGCAAUAAUGUGCAAGAAGAUGUUCUGUUCAUCCAUGGCUUCAUUUCAUCGUCUGCGUUUUGGACGGAGACGUUGUUUCCCAACUUCUCGAAGGAGGCAAAAUCUAAGUACCGUUUGUUCGCGGUGGACCUGCUCGGGUUCGGGAGGAGUCCCAAACCGAAUGACUCGCUUUUCACGUUGAGGGAGCACCUUGAGAUGAUCGAAAAAUCUGUUCUUGCCCCCUACAAGGUUAAGUCAUUCCACAUCGUCGCUCACUCUCUGGGGUGCAUUUUGGCCCUCGCACUCGCCGUGAAGCACCCCGGUCUCAUCAAGUCCCUCACGUUGAUCGCCCCCCCAUAUUUCCCGGCGCCAGAGGGAGAGCAGGCUACGCAAUACAUGAUGAGGAAAGUGGCACCGCGGCGGGUGUGGCCACCCAUCGCGUUCGGUGCGUCGUUAGCGUGCUGGUACGAGCAUGUUAACCGGACGCUUUGCCUGGUGAUCAGCAAAAACCACCGGCUAUGGGAAUUUCUCACCAAAGUCAUUACGAGAAACAGGAUACGGACGUAUUUGGUGGAAGGGUUCUGUUGCCACACGCACAACGCGGCAUGGCACACGCUACACAACGUGAUAUGUGGGACGGCGUCGAAAAUUGAAUCAUAUUUGGAAGCGGUGAGAAACAAGGUGAAGUGCGAGGUGACGAUUUUCCACGGUCGUGACGACAUGCUCAUCCCUUUGGAAUGCAGCUACAAUGUGCAAUCCAAAGUACCCCGUGCCAACGUCAAGGUCGUGGACGACAAAGAUCACAUUACCAUUGUUGUGGGAAGGCAGAAGCCUUUUGCCAGGGAACUUGAACAGAUUUGGACUAAUUCCUCCCGCUAGAUGAUCGAUCAUGCAUCCAUACUACGUCUACAUUCGCAAAUUGUUUAUUCGAUAAAUCCCCGAUCUAUCUAUCUAUAUAUGUCUACAUAAUAUUUUACUUUCUCUUUUAAAAUUAAUUAUUGUUGUGCAUGUUGAUCUAUAUGGAAAAUUUGAAAAAUAUUUUGCUUAUUUGCUUGAGUCAGUUGAGUGUGAGAGUUAAAUCGCCUCCUACACAUAUCGCCAAUUCAAUGCAUAUAUAAAUAUACAAUUGUAAUGAUCCAGUUGAUGGAAGGGGUCUUGAAGAUUACUCAAGAAGAGGAACGUAACCCGGUGGGCUUUGUCGUCACCUCCAAAUUUGACCGUGACGCAACUAAGGAUUUAAAAUGCAAACAUUGUGGGUUGAGCGGACACGAGAAGAGUGG